Amyelois transitella is the source of this 3623-nucleotide messenger RNA. Its product is annotated as sodium-independent sulfate anion transporter. The coding region runs from base 288 to 2195 and encodes 635 amino acids. The transcript has 14 exons. Gene Ontology annotation, molecular function: sulfate transmembrane transporter activity. The record is from RefSeq and is a predicted model, not a curated record. NCBI's taxonomy places the organism in Eukaryota, Metazoa, Arthropoda, Insecta, Lepidoptera, Pyralidae. Gene Ontology annotation, biological process: transmembrane transport. Gene Ontology annotation, cellular component: membrane.
AAGUGCGCACGCGCCGAUGCGGAGUCAGUGAGAAGCCGCCGGUGUUUUGCAAGUGUGUUUAUGUCGCAAAAUUAAUAAUUAUGUAUUGAAUUUUUUGCUCGCAUUUAAUGCGAUGCGAAAUAAGUGCUGGCAGUCGCAAAAAGUUCCAUUUCCUGAUUUGAUUUUUAAUUUCGUAUCCUCCAACAGAGCGAGGUGGAAAUCAUAUGGGGAGGUGUGUGUUCAGCAGUAGCCGUCCUACGGCUGAUAUGAUGAUGACAAUCAUAGGAUCAAUCAUAGAUACCUGAAACAUGUCGUCGCCCUCGAAACAUCGUUACAAGAGGCAGUCCUGGUGCAGAAGGUUUAUGUACAAAAGAUUGCCCAUCACAAAAUGGUUACCAGAGUAUAAUUCAGAGAAGGCACUCGCUGAUGUAAUAGCUGGAAUCACUGUGGGUCUGACAGUUAUACCACAAGCAUUGGCAUACGCGACUUUAGCUGGUUUAGAUCCACAGGACGGUCUCUAUUCCUCUUUCAUUGGCUGUUUUAUUUACAUUAUAUUCGGCUCGUGUAAGGACAUUACCCUCGGACCCACGGCAUUGCUGGCACUAAUGACGUACCAACAGAUACAAGGAAGGAAUUCAGACUACGCUAUAUUGCUAUGUUUUCUUACUGGCGUAGUUCAACUGGUCAUGGGACUGUUACAUUUAGGUGUUCUAAUAGAUUUCAUAUCUGUCCCUGUGACCGUGGGAUUUACGUCAGCAACGUCUGUGAUCAUAGCUGUGUCUCAGCUGAAAGGCUUGUUGGGAUUGCAGUUCAAGUCUGGAGGAUUUAUAGACACUCUAAAAAAGGUAAUAACCAACAUGCCAAACGCAAGAUUCGCUGAUAGUACACUGGGAGUGUCGUGUAUUGCUAUUCUUCUGUUAAUGCGGAAAAUGAAAGAUCUGAACCUGCCGCCAAGUCAAAAGGGUCUGAAGAAAGCGCUCUGGUUGUUAUCCACGUCCAGAAACGCAAUUGUAGUCGUAUCAUGUUCGUUGAUAGCUUUCCUAAUGGAGGCGCAUUCAGAGUCGCCUUUCAAACUCACGGGAACUGUGAAAGAGGGUCUCCCGUCAUGGAACGUGCCACCAUUUACUACCAGUUAUGGAGGCAGAGAUGUAUCUUUCAUUGAGAUGUGUUCGGACCUCGGAUCGUCCAUAGUAUUAGUGCCAGUUAUAGGAGUCUUAGGAAAUGUCGCCAUAGCUAAAGCUUUUGCCAGCGGUGAAUCAGUGGACGCAACGCAAGAACUACUAACCCUGUCGAUGGCCAACAUAUUUGGGUCGUUUGUGGGCGCUAUGCCCAUAACCGGCUCGUUUUCCCGAAGCGCUGUCAACCACGCCAGCGGUGUUGCCACGCAGUUUGGUAGUUUAUAUACUGGUAUUUUGGUGAUAUUGGCCCUGAGUCUGCUGACGCCAUACUUCUAUUACAUACCAAAAGCAUCAUUGGCUGCAGUGGUGAUUUGUGCUGUGAUAUUUAUGAUAGAAUAUGAGGUAGUAAAACCGAUGUGGCGGUCUCGUCGCGCGGACCUGGUGCCCGCGUUCGCCACGUUCGCCAUAUGCCUGGUGGUCGGCGUGGAGCUGGGCAUACUGGCCGGAGUAGCGGUUAACGUCGUAUUGCUACUGUAUCCGAGCGCCAGGCCGCAGUUGGAAGCAGAGAUCAUUACGAACCCGUCCGGUUUCAGCUACCUACUAGUGACGGUCGGCAACAGCUUGUACUUCCCCGGCGUCGAGUACAUCCGACAGUACGUGGAGAGAGCCGCCAAGAAACAAGGCGGCUGCAGCAUGCCCGUUGUCAUCGACUGUAGAUACGUUCUAGGUGCCGACUUCACAGCAGCUAAGGGUCUCUGCGCACUAUCGAAUUCGCUGUCAUCUCGCGGGCAGCCCUUAGUUUUGUUGUCGCCUCGAGCCAGCGUAGCUUCGGUGUUCAGCGGCGCGGGUUCCAGUGUAGUAUUAGUUUUGACACCUAAUGACCUGGAUUCUACUUUGCAAGAUCUAACCGGUCAGAUUCCAAUGAUCAGUACAAAUGAGAGGCGCGCCACUCCGCCACCAAACUACGAUUCCGUUCGCCAACACGACGACGAAAUAACUGAAGUAAUCGUGUCCAAAGACCACAACAACGUACCCUUACUGCAGAGGAACGGCAAUGGAGCCUCGAAAUCUUACGAAUCUGAGGUCAAUGACACGUGACGUAUUUUUAUAUCUACCUUUUAGUGUAGAGUAGAUUUACUUUUAGUGUUUAGAUGACGACAAUAUUUAAUUUGAACUGGACUCAAUUCAAAAACAAACAUGGACUGCAUUAAAAAAAUCAGUAAAAACUAAGAAAUCAUUUGUGUAAAUCUCGCAAUGUGCAACUUGAUCCAGUAAGAAAGUCUGUAUACACUAACUGUAUUAUGUAGUUCAAGGAAAUCUUUAGAACCGUUUAACAACUACAUUUCUACUGACACUUCAAAUAUUCAGUCCAGCUAAAAAUUCAAGUCAAUGCCAUUAGAAGUUAUGGAGCAGUUUUACCAAAAGUAAGUUUUAUUACUGAAUUAGAUGCUAGUAUUAAGUACUUUUUAUUAUUAAGAUAAAUGCAAUUUUAAGUUUAGUUAAGGUAUUUUUAAAGACGAAAACUGUAAGUUCGAAGUUUUACACACGUUUUGUUUAUUGCAUUAUAAUGCAUUGCAGCAUCAUAAAAAAUCAUGAAUUGAUUUGAUUGUUUAAGUAUUUUGUGUGGUGUGAUUUUCCUACAAAUUGUUUGCAAAGUUAUUAAAUACAUGUAAUCAAAAACUUACCAAUUUUUUAUCACCAAUAUUGAACUUCACAGUGAAAAAUUUGGCAAAGCUUUUGACGAAACAUUAUGUCAAUCUAAGGGAUCCCCUAGAUAUAAACAAACAGAUACACCUACAAAACAGUUUCAAUGUUCGAAUUUUGUAGCAAAGAUCCAUCUCAGUUACAUAUUGUAUUAUUGUCUAGUACUUAACUAUUCUAUAUUCUUUUAUAUCACGCCAGAGAAUGUGUAAUUUUUCAUUCAUCUGUUGGUUUUUCAUUUUUCUGUAUUAAAGGAAGUUGAAGUUUGAACUACGUUCUUACUUAAUUUGUACCUAAGCAUAUCUUUGAUAGCAACAAAACUUAACUUAUUAAGUUUUCUAAGUAAUUCGUUUUACAAAUAUAUGAUAAUAAUGAAUGUUUAAUGAAAUUAAUUUUGUGUAUUUACUACAUUUUAUUGGAAAAUCAUACUUAGGUCUGUCUUAUGAUUAUGUUUUGUCUCUCUCACACUUUUGAGAUAAAAGGAGUUUAUAAGUUUCUUCUUUAAACUAAGAGAUGAUUUUAUUAUUAAUUGAUUAAUAAUGGCUAUUGCCAUUGCCAUAUGAAAUAUGUAUUAAAUACUUUACUCUCAUAUAUGUAGUUAAAUAACUACGAGUAUUCUCUCUGCUGUAUUUUCUCUCUCACCAAGGUUUUGGAGUCUCAACGAUAAUUUUAUUUAGUCUAUAAAUAUUUUUAUGCUUAUAACAUUUAUCCUUUUUAUUUAUUUAUUAAAACCUGCUAUAAUGUGGAAUUAAAUUUCAAAUCUGAUGUUUACAGUUAUAAGUUUUACAAUGAAAUUGUAAUUUCCAUUGAAUUGCUAAGAAUAAA